Messenger RNA from Bemisia tabaci, 1372 nucleotides. RefSeq names its product NADH dehydrogenase ubiquinone (gene ND-24). Gene Ontology annotation, molecular function: NADH dehydrogenase activity. NCBI's taxonomy places the organism in Eukaryota, Metazoa, Arthropoda, Insecta, Hemiptera, Aleyrodidae. Gene Ontology annotation, biological process: mitochondrial electron transport, NADH to ubiquinone. Gene Ontology annotation, cellular component: respiratory chain complex I. The record is from RefSeq and is a predicted model, not a curated record.
UCAUUGAGGUUAUGUUGUGAAGAACGCAACAAAAAGUGGUCAGGGAAGUGAUAAGUAGUCAAAAGUCUUAGUGCUCACAAGAAAACGAAUAAACCUAAGAAUUAUCAAUUUACAGUCAGACUUCAACAUGCAAUCGAGUCUUCGUAAAGUGUUCAGGACAUUUGUAUGUCCUACCAGAGGUUUCAAGAGUUCACCGGCUAGUUGUCACGAUAGCUUAUUUGUGCAUCGAGAUUCAAAGGAGGACAAUUUAGAUGUCAACUUUGAAUUCACACCUGAAAAUAGAAAGAGAGCUGAUGCAAUUAUCUCAAUCUAUCCAGAAGGUCACCAAAGAGCAGCCGUAAUUCCGCUCUUGGACUUAGCUCAAAGACAAUAUGGUUGGCUUCCGAUUUCUGCCAUGCACCAUGUUGCUGAUCUUCUCAACAUGCCUAAAAUGAGAGUCUAUGAAGUAGCUACCUUUUAUACGAUGUUCAUAAGAAAACCAAUUGGAAAGUUCCAUGUUCAAGUUUGCACAACAACACCUUGUUGGCUUCGCGGCUCCGAUGAAAUUGUAGACUGCAUUAGAAAGAAGAUAGGUGCUGAUGUUGGUGGAACAAGCAAAGAUGGUCUUUUCACUUUGUCUGAAGUAGAAUGCCUUGGAGCUUGUGUCAAUGCCCCAAUGGUUCAGAUCAACGAUGAUUAUUAUGAAGAUUUGACUGUGCAAGACACGGAAGAAAUCCUUGAUGAUUUGAAGAAUGGCAAAAAACCGAGGGCAGGACCCAGAAGUGGAAGGUAUGCAGCAGAACCUGCUGGAGGUCUGACAUCAUUGACAGGAGAACCCACCGGUCCAGGUUUCAAAGUCCGCCCAGAUUUGUAACUUUGUUAUUAGAGUAGCUGAUAGUUUACUGUUAUUUCUUCUUAAGUUUUACUUGUUAUCAUAAAUUAUUGUAACAGCCAUGCCGUUUUCGCCUACUCCUCCUGGGUUUUAACAUUUCUGCGGACAUAAGAACUGUAACUAAAGCUUUGCAAUUUAUGGCAUAAUGCAAAAGAGUUUCAUAGUUUUUUCCAUGGUCUCUGGUCAGUGACAUCCUCCUUAGUUAUGUAUUUAUUUUUUAUUUUUUUCUUUUGCAAAAUGUACAAUCGAAAAAAUCAUCCGAUUUUUUUUUUUUUACAUAUUUAUUUGAAUUUCAAUUAAGUACAUAACGAUAAGUAACUUCAACAAAAGUUUUACAGUGACAUUGUUUGUCGCAGACUGUUAUCUCAAAUUGUUAGGCAGGAUAUGAUGUUAAAUUACAUUGAUAAUCAAAUCCGUAAAACAAUUAGAGUUACAAACUUUUAUCGAAUCACUGCUCCAGAAAAGAAGUUCCCAAUAAACCAAUACUGACAGAAAGAUCAA